Messenger RNA from Agrilus planipennis (emerald ash borer), 3350 nucleotides. Its product is annotated as integrin alpha-PS4. Gene Ontology annotation, molecular function: integrin binding. The record is from RefSeq and is a predicted model, not a curated record. Gene Ontology annotation, cellular component: integrin complex; external side of plasma membrane. NCBI's taxonomy places the organism in Eukaryota, Metazoa, Arthropoda, Insecta, Coleoptera, Buprestidae. The coding region runs from base 89 to 3124 and encodes 1011 amino acids. The transcript has 21 exons. Gene Ontology annotation, biological process: cell-matrix adhesion; cell adhesion mediated by integrin; integrin-mediated signaling pathway.
UGAUGUGUGUAGCAAAAUUGCGAGGGAUUAAUGUCCUGCAUCCUCUGAUAUCAACCAUGAGCAGAAACAAACAGCUAAUGUUUUUUGUAUGACGAAUUCGUUAUGUGCAUAUAUUCGACGCUAUUUUUCAAGAAUGUUGGUGGUAGCAUCUGCUGUUGUUUUUAUUGCUGUAAUUUUGUUCGGCGAAAGUUACAAUUUUGACACUAAAUUUCCCGAAAUUAUUUUAUCCAACUACAAAGAUGACUACUUUGGAUUUUCAGUGCUUUUACAACAAGGAACCACGUCCGUACUAAUUGCUAGUGCAGUCAAAGGAAAUUCCACAUUUGAGCCUAACUCCGAUGGUGUUAGUUCAGGGGUUCUGUAUAAAUGUGUUUUGAAUGGUUCCAAACUAUGUUCAGAAUACGGUGUGGACCAUGAGAUUCCUCCUAAAUUUAAUUUCGCUGCUGAAACGAACUACGAGUUACUAGGGGCUGCAAUCGAUGGAGGGCAAAGUGUUGGCGACCCAAUAGUAGUGUGCGCACCAAGACUGAGAAGGAAGCUAAAAAAUGGCUACUUAGCUAAUGGUGCUUGCUUUAUCUUGAAUAAUUCUUCACUGACAUCAAAAAAUGGAGAAAUCUUUAUCCCACUUUUGGACGAACAAUCUCAAUUUUUUGAUAAUAAAUAUUUAUAUGGUAACGGAGAGGCCGGAAUGUCGCUUCAUUUUGUGCAGGAAUAUUCAGAAAUAUUGAUUGGAGCACCUGGCGUUCUCACAUCAAAGGGAACAUUGAUAAGAUAUCAACUAAAGGAACCCUUUCAACCAUAUUCAGAGCUGGCCAAUCAAAUUGAAAGGGUUUCCAUACCAAAUCCUUACUAUUUUAGUGCAAAAUUAGUAGAAUAUGAUUCGUACCUAGGUUAUUCAUCUUCGUAUGGUGUUUUUGAUGAAAGCAAGGGUUUUUGGUAUGUUGCAGCUGCCCCAAGGGCAUUUUUUUUGAAAGGAAAGGUAUUCAUGUUUUCCUAUCCUAAUACUAACGAACAAUCUAUAAUUGUCCAUAACGAGUUUGUUGGAGAACAAAUGGGAGCUUAUUUUGGUUUUUCGUUAGCGUCUUUCAAAAAUAAUAAUAACACAAACGUAUCCGAUUUACUGGUCGGGUCUCCGAUGUUUUCGUUAAAGGGUUACGACGAGGGUUGUGUUUAUUAUUAUAAAAACGACGGCCAAGCUCAAUUUGGUGACCCUAUAAAAAUUUUUGGUGAUGUUAUACCAGGAUCUAGAUUUGGACACGCUAUCGCUAACCUGGGUGACAUAAACCACGACUCAUACACUGAUAUUGCCAUAUCGGCACCUUACGAAUCCAAAGAAGGCGGUGCGGUAUACAUCUUUAUGGGACGACAUUUUGGUCUCUCAAAUAAAUACAGUCAAAAAAUUAGAGGAAGCUCUAUUGACCAUAACAUACUCGCAUUGGGACUCAGUUUAUCCAGCGGGUUAGAUAUUGAUCAGAAUACAUUUAAUGAUUUAGCUAUUGGUGAUUUCAAAUCUGGAAAAGUAGUUGUGAUCAAAACGAAACCUGUUAUUAAAUAUUUUGGAUAUUUGUUGCCCGAUGUUGCAGAAUUAGGAGUUGCCCAAAAUAUUCAAUUCAAUUUAACCUUUUGUUUAACUUACGAUGGUUCAAGUGGCAUCGUUAAAAGCGUCGAAACGGUUUUAUAUUAUUAUCCUGAUCCUCGAAUUUUAAUGACGAAUAAAACCCACACAGUAACGAUAAAAUUAAACAAUUUUUAUUGCCAGAACCUAAGCUUAACUUUAACGAAUAAUACCAUAAAUAGUUUCGCGACACCAGUACGUUUUAAAGUAAAUUAUGAAGUAAAGGAUCAAUCAGGUUCAGAUUUUUGUAAAACAUGUCCGAUAACAGAUCAGGGUGCAGGCAAUUCGAUGUAUAUUGAACUCCCUUUUGCAAGUGGUUGCAAAAAUGCUACUGUAUGUUUUCCAGACCUUGGCGUUUCGGCAAGCUUUGAUCCAAACUUAAAUUACUUGGUCAUAGGUAAAAAUUCAUUUCUAAAUAUGAAAGUAACAGUUACGAACUCUGAAGAGCCAGCUUACUUGUGUGAGCUAAUUCUGAAAAUACCCGACAACAUAGAAAUGCGAAGGAUUGCAAACAAAUGCACUCAAAUUGAAAGCGAACUUCGCUGUUUUUUGAAAAACGUUCUAUUCAAAAAUAAUACGAUUGAAAUUGACUUUGAAUUCGAUUUGACGAGAUUAACGUAUUUUCCACAGAAAAAUCUAAGCUUUUAUUUAGAAGUAAAAAGUAGUGGUAAUGAUACAAACGAAGAUAAUAACAAGAUAAAUUUGGAUUUACCCUUAAAAGUAGAAAGUUUUGUUCAAAUUAAUGGGGAAUCACAUCCUGACCAACUGAUGUAUAAGGACAUGAUUAAGUUUUCGCAUAAAUAUACGUUUGUGAAUUUGGGUCCCAGUCCUUUACCGAGAUUAGACUUCCUGGUCAACUUUCCUAUUAAAAUCAAGACAGAAGAGUUUGUCUUGAAAUACUCACUACAAAGUGCAAUUGACGGGGUUCAAGUUGAAUGUGACCAGUUCAGUCAGGAUAAUCCUUUAAAGGACGAUGAUGAUACUAAGUCAAACGAAUUGUUAGAACCAGUUAAAUCUUAUUUUCAAAAUACUGCUGAUUUUAAUAAGAAAGACUUUUCACUUGAUCAAGUAUUGUUCAUCAAUUGUUCAAAAGGAGAACUAAUUACCUGCAAAACGUUAAUUUGUCAUGUUAAUCAGGAAGUUAAAAAGGAUCAAAUUGUACGCCUAGACUUCUCAUUAGAAGUUUCCUUAGAUACGAUAAAAAAACAAUCGGAAAUUAGAAAGAUGAUUUUUUACCAAACUGCUGUGAGCACAAGGUUCAAUCAACAACGUUAUAGUAAUGGAACCACAACGAUUUUGAUGGGUUACUCUUCAAGUACAGAAGUUUCCUAUAUGAUUUACAUUGUGGGUGUUUUAAUUGGCGUUAUUAUCCUUUCAGGAAUAAUUUUCUUGCUGCACAAAUUAAAAUUCUUUAGGCGACCGUUAAUGGAAAAACUGGUUAAUACAGAGGAAAUCACAUCAGUGCUGGGCAAUGACUCACUAGAAAGUGAAGACGAACCAUUCGACUAAUGCAAUAGUGAGUUAACUCAUAUUUUGCGAAACAGGAAAUAAAAAUAACAAAUUGUUUUUUUAUUUAUAAGUUUGUCAUAUUUUUCUAAAAAAAUGCAAAAACAUUUACAAUGAAAGUGAAUCUAUAUUUACAAGCUUUAUUUACAUCUUAAUUAGAUAUAGCAGCGAAAAUAUUUGUAGAUUUAGAAAAGCAAAGUUAAAUAAAUAAAUAUUGGUUAAAUUUUUU